AUCAUCUUGCUCAUUCCCGUAUCGAAUCGCAUAGGAUGUAAACUGCUGGGUGUAUCACCAGAUCUCGAAAAUCUGGUAGCCGCUUUGUUUCGCUCAGCCUCCCCCAACCGUCCGUGCCACGCCCUUCGUUUCAGCUGCAAGGUCCGCGACGCGUCGUGGCUACAUGAUCAGCACUAUGUCGGCACAACCGAGACUUCUCCUGCACAUCUCUUUCACUCCACAGCGUCUUCGGUCUGCUUCUCUUCUAAGUCAUUUAAUACUUGUACCACCCUUUGCAUAAUCUGGCAUAAUCUGGCCUAGCCUAUACACGAUCGUCGGGAAAUCUAGAUCGGCUCCAGAUCGAUAUAUCCGAAUUACGACCGCUGAACGACAUCAGCAAACAUGUUCAGUUCUCUGGGGACAAAGAUAGCUCUCCGAAAAGCCGGACUGGGCGGUGUAUCGCUACCAAAAACCGAUGGCUUGUUUGGGAAUGGCAACACGAAGAAGGGAAACACAAAUGGCGCCGAGGGAGGAGACACGGGUUUCGCCAACCCAUUCGCAAAUGUACAGUGGGGAGUACCAAAAGCCCUACAGUCCUGGACGACGCCUCCACCACCGCAGAACCCAGUGCGCAAGCCACCAAACAUAGGAGACCGGGCACAAAGCCAUCCAAAGUUACAAUUCCCUACAGCCGACGGACGGCCGACUAUACUGCUGUUCCUGAGGUUUUGCGGAUGCCCUUUCUCAGAGAAACUCUUCCUCACGCUGCGAACCCUUGCAAACAAGCACACUUCCAUCCACUUCGUCGCAAUAUCGCACUGCACACCUGCUGCAACUACAGAAUGGGUCAAAAAACUCGGAGGGGCCUGGAAUGUAGACGUAGUAGUAGACCAAGACCGGGAACUAUACGCGCUGUGGGGUCUGGGCAUAGCUACUUGGGGCCAUGUCCUGCAUCCCAGGAAUGGCUAUAACCAGGUCAUGCUCAGGAAGAAUGAGGGGGUUUGGGGACAACUGGUUGGAGAAGGCGCAUGUAGAUGGCAGGUUGGAGGCUCAUAUUCGGUGGAUGGGAGGGGUGUGGUGACAUGGGGUGGACCGAUGCAAUCAGCAGACGAGGCGAUACCAUUCGAACACGGCGUAAUGUCACUUGGAUAUGGAGAGACGAGGAUAUAACGUCAAAGCAUACAACGCAGCUGCGGAUUUCUACGGUUGGCACCCAGGCUCUCUGA
This is a messenger RNA of Alternaria rosae, 1205 nucleotides long. RefSeq lists its product as uncharacterized. The record is from RefSeq and is a predicted model, not a curated record. Lineage: Eukaryota; Fungi; Ascomycota; Dothideomycetes; Pleosporales; Pleosporaceae. The transcript is spliced from 2 exons. The coding region runs from base 382 to 1149 and encodes 255 amino acids.